AUGGCAACAAAUCGUGAGGAGCAGUUCCCUGCUCCUGUUCAGGCUCCUCCUGAUCCCCCAACCAUUCAUCCGUCGUUCAUUCAGGUUCCCCAUCCUUACAUUUGCGAGCAAACAAUCCAGGCCUCUUUACUUACAUUGGGUGUGGACACAUCAAAAGAACAGAUACUGUUACACGGUGUGCAUUGGAUUGAUAUGUUGCGGAGAGAACUGCAGCUUCCCUACAAAACUUUCUGCACUGCCGCAAUGUACUAUCACCUGUUUCGAUUGAACUACACAGAUUCUGAGAACAACUUCUUGGAUGCCGUGUCAGCAGCUUUAUUCACUGCAUGCAAGGUUGAGGAUACACUCAAAAAGUCUCGCGAUAUUGCGUGUGCAGUCCACAAUCUCAAACUACCUCAGAAAGCCCAUUUGCAACCAGAUGAUCCAGAGCUUGAAACCAAGUCUCGAAACAUUAUUGGACUUGAACGACUCAUGCUGGAAGCAUCUGCUUUCGACUUCCGCUCACGUCACCCUCAGGUGAUUCUCAUGACAUUGGCCAAAUGUGUGUACAAACUAGAUCCGGAAGUUACUCGCAUGGCCUAUCGCAUCUCACUGGAUCUCUUCCGAACCUAUGCUCCACACAAGCAGUCAACUGCAUCACUAGCGUUGAGUUGCCUUGAGCUUGCAUACCUGCUGAUGGAUAAGCCCAAAGAUGGAAUUGUAUGGGGAAAUAUCUACCACGACUGCCAAACAAACCGCCAAAACAUUCUAGAAACCAUUUUUGAUCUCCUUGAACUUUACACUCACCACCGCCCGCUCACCGACGUCGGGAAUCAGUUUCCACCCGAGAGGUUUCUCACUGUCCGGAUCCCUCUCAACGCAGAGGCUGUAGCAGGCAACAUCCCGCGACACGCAUGGUCAAUCCGGAAACCCAAGGACCUUGUCAAGCCAAUGGAACAUCCACUGACUGCCGUCGCUGCCAAUGGCGAUCGCUAUAAGCAAGAUGGUGGCCCGAAUGCUGCUGUACGAUAUAUGCUUGAUUUCUACAGUGCCCAGACUGAGCAGGAAACUGUUUCGAAUUAUUUCAAAGAUCUGGAAGAGUACUGGUCUGAAGGUUAG
Molecule: messenger RNA, 1098 nt
Organism: Penicillium taxi
Lineage: Eukaryota; Fungi; Ascomycota; Eurotiomycetes; Eurotiales; Aspergillaceae
Product: putative cyclin
Exons: 4
Coding region: 1-1098 (365 amino acids)
Biological process (GO): regulation of transcription by RNA polymerase II; positive regulation of DNA-templated transcription, elongation
Cellular component (GO): cyclin/CDK positive transcription elongation factor complex; nucleus
Molecular function (GO): cyclin-dependent protein serine/threonine kinase activator activity
Source: RefSeq, a predicted model, not a curated record